AUGGAGCCAGUGCAAUAUCUCUAUUCUCUGUGUUCCAUUUUCACUAAUCAAGAUGCUACGCGAAUUAAUGAUGCCGAUGCAGAGCUCACGCAGCUCAUUCAAGAGGAAAGCACGGUCUACAACUUAAUCACAAUUUUUCAACAAACCGAUGACAUGAAAAUGAGAAAUUUUGUUUCUACUAUCCUCAGUCGAUGCUUUAAUAACGAAAAGUUUAAUAAUGGCGAAAUUGUAGAGAGGUUACAACAAUUCUUUUUUUCAAGUAUUAGUCAAGAAACAAAUUUUCAAAUCAAAAAGAAUCUUGCGUAUUGCUGUUACGUUUUGUACGAGCACCUCCAUAAGAAAGGUAUAAUUUGGGAACAAUUUUUGCAAUAUUCUUGGGAACUUCUACAAAAUCCUGACCAACUUGCGAUUGCGUUCUAUAUAUGGUCACAAACAUUUUUAGAUAUGAAAGACCUUUCAAAUAAUCUUAGCAAACAAGACGUAUUUGAUUUAGCCGUUGAAAACAUCACAAAUCCUGAUCAAAACAUUCGAAUUCAAGCAGCAACAUUUAUCGAAGUCAACGUUAGUAACGAAACAGAAAUACAUUUAGACCCGGUUCCAUUCUGCAAUUUAAUGAAUCAGGCAGUUCAAUUUUGUAUUUACCAAGUCCCAGAAAUCAACAGAGAAGAAGUGUGCGCAAUGUUUAAGGUACUUGACGAAAUAGUUCAGUUCUCGAGAUUCGAUACGAAUUGCCACAUUCCUCUCGAAUUUAGUUGGGAGAUAAUGCAGGACGAAAAUUUAGACAUUGACAUUAGGAUGUCUGCAGCCAAUGUCAUAAGAUGCGGUGAUGUUCCGUUCCUAGAAAGCAAAACAGUCGAUCAAUACCUUGAAAUUUUAAGAAUUUCGAUAGAAUUUACAGCCUUACUUACAAAACAGACAGAAGUAUACAGCCGUCAAUUUGAAAUACUAUACGAAGUAAUUUGGGCCAUUUCCGAGCUCGCACAAGAUAAUUUUGUUAUUGACUACGUAUUAGACUACAUUCUUCAACUUAAGGAAGAACCAACAGUAGAAAACAGAAUACUUGUAUUAUUCCUUAUCGAUGCCAUUGCAGAGGGCAGCAGAGAGUACAUUUACGCAAAAUUGGCAAAUAUUAUCACAGAUAUCAAUUAUUUUGGUGAUUCCGAUGAUGAUUUCGUUAUUAAAUACACCUGCCAAGUAUUCGAUAGCUUUAUUGAGAUUCUUCCGCUUGAAUCCGGAAUUGUUGUAAAUCAAGUCUCAGAAUACUUAGUUAACCAUUUCCCACACGAAGGAACAAUCCAAACAUUGAUAAAUCUCUUCACAACAGUAAUUCCAAGGCCAGCAAAUUACAUGGACAUUGUAAAUAAUUUAAUUGAAUACGUUUCACAGGUUGAAACAACUUCUGAUGUAUCCAAGAUAUUAGACUGCAUUUCAGCCUGUUUCUGUCAUCCGACAGAGACAAAUGAAGAAAUUUUCCAACAAUUUGCUCCAAAUUUACUGAAAUUUGUUGAAGAUGACAGCGAAACAGUUGUUUCUGUAUUGAACAUGUUCACGCAACUCAUCAGACUCGCUCCACAGUCAACAACACAAGACAUAGAAACAUUAAUUCAACUAGCAAACGAUACUCUUGAAUCCGAAAACACGAAAUACAUGGCAAGUGCAAUGAAGUUCUUGAGUGAGCUGUUUGCAUUCCUCCCAUUAUCAUUAGAACAGUACAUGGACACUUUAUUACCUGCGUUACUCGAAUUAAAGGAACGUUACCCAAUUCCUGAGAUAAAGAACGAAGCUGAAGGUGACCCACAACUCAGACUAUUCCAUAUGAACCUCCUUCAAUGCUUUGGCCACAUGGUUGCUGUAUUUCCAGAAGCAAUUUCUGAUUACGCCAACGACAUCCUCGCGUGGAUGAGAUCUGCCCUCGACAACAUCAAGCGAAUGACAAUAGCUACUUGCGAGGCACUCAGUUCCGCUUGCGAAGGAUUUGUCGUAAUUCGAGAAGUUAUUGAGAUCAACAUUCUCGAAGAAAUCGGUAUAGACGUAGUCAGACUCAUUGCAAACCUCGAUGAUCAUUCAGAGAUUGUUGCAUACCAUAACUUGGCCGACAGAUUGAUAACGUUAUUCCCAGAAGACUUGAAUUCCGUAAAAGGAACAAUUUUUGCCAUCAAAAUUUGCCAAGGAUUGUUUGGAGAGAUUUUCGAGUUCAUGCUAUUUGAUUUGUCACAGCACCCUGACUACCCUAUACAGAUAUCCCUCACAAACUUAGUCAAGAAGUUAAUAUACUGCCAAUUCGCAGAAGAUUCUCCUCUUGCGGAGAAUUUCUCAAGAAUUUUGAAGGGGUCAAAAACAAGUACUUCUUGGUUCCAUUUCAACUUGUUGGAGCUCGCAUCUCUUCUUGCAUCAUUGAGAGGUGACAUGGGAAUAUUCUCCAGCGAGACACUGAUUGUUACAACUGAAGUAGCAUUGAAUCAUCCAAACUCAAGUCCACAGAAAUUGAUGCUUUUCUUGGCUUAUUGUUGCAAUUUGUUCAGAUUAAAUCCGGAAGAAUUCGAAAAUUCUGGAAUUAUUUAUCCGGCAAGACUCGACCAGUUCUCCAUCUUCUACCUGAAAUAUAUAAUGCCAAUGCCUCCGGAAGUCAAUAUCGUGAGAUUGGCCUUCUUCGCAAGUGUUGUUUUGAUCAAAGGUUUCGAUUAUUUCCCAGAAGGAUUCAUUGAUGCCGUAAUUCAAAACAAUUUAAUUAUUCCUCAUUUGCCUCUUCCUGUUAAUAACUUUGCUUGCGAAAUAAUCAUUCCUUUCUUGCAGCUGAUGAUGGAGAAAUAUCCUGAUGUUUUCACAGAGCAUUUCGACAUGUCAGCCUUGAACAUGCUUUGUUCAUUACCUUUCUUUUUCCACAGAGUUCCUGCAGAAACUGUUGCUUUUUGUGUCCAAAGAAUUCAACAGAUUUCUCAGGAGAAUUUGUUGGCUAUGCUUCACGGAAACCAGUAUUUGUAUAUAAGACUUAAUAGAAAUAUCGCUCGCUUAACUGCUUAG
Messenger RNA from Trichomonas vaginalis G3, 3021 nucleotides. Its product is annotated as armadillo (ARM) repeat-containing protein family. NCBI's taxonomy places the organism in Eukaryota, Parabasalia, Trichomonadida, Trichomonadidae. The record is from RefSeq and is a predicted model, not a curated record. The transcript has a single exon. The coding region runs from base 1 to 3021 and encodes 1006 amino acids.